Molecule: messenger RNA, 477 nt
Organism: Postia placenta MAD-698-R-SB12
Lineage: Eukaryota; Fungi; Basidiomycota; Agaricomycetes; Polyporales; Adustoporiaceae
Exons: 4
Molecular function (GO): oxidoreductase activity; FMN binding
Source: RefSeq, a predicted model, not a curated record
AUAUCCAAGGCCAUCGGCGAGGACAAGACUGCCAUCCGGAUCAGCCCCUGGAGCAGGUAUCAAGACAUGCGCAUGACGGACCCGCGCCCGACGUUCUCCCAUUUCGUGUCCUGCCUCGUAGAGCGACACCCCAACCUUGCAUACAUCCACGUCAUUGAGCCACGCAUCGAUCAGCUCCCGGACCAGCCGUCCCCUAUCGAGGAGGUGAGUUCGAACGACUUCCUGCGUAAGGUAUGGGCGCCGCGCGCGUACAUCGCCGCGGGUGGCUUCACACGCGACCUCGCGCUCCAGACCAGCGAGCAGACGGGCGAUUUGAUCGCCUUCGGGCGCGCGUUCCUUGCGAAUCCGGACCUCCCCCUCCGCCUUGCGAAGGACCUGCCGCUGACGGAGGGCGACCGCGACACAUACUACACGGCGGAGAGUGCACGAGGCUACACGGACUAUCCGUUUGUGGACAAUUCUGAAGCGCAGAAGUAG